Molecule: messenger RNA, 1148 nt
Organism: Lolium perenne
Lineage: Eukaryota; Viridiplantae; Streptophyta; Magnoliopsida; Poales; Poaceae
Product: probable NADPH:quinone oxidoreductase 1
Cellular component (GO): cytosol
Molecular function (GO): oxidoreductase activity; FMN binding
Source: RefSeq, a predicted model, not a curated record
CUCCCUUUCAGCGCGGCACGAUCAGCUGACGACCUGGUGGAUGAAAUCCGGCCUUCUUUAUAACCACCAAAGGCCUCCACGAGAGAAGGAAGAAAAUCAAUCAUCAUCAUGGAAGCCGUGCCAUCGUCGACGGCGCCGGCGAAGCCCACCGUCCUCCGCGUGGCCGCCUUCUGCGGCUCCCUCCGCAAGGACUCGUGGCACCGCGGCCUCAUCCGCGCCGCCGAGGAGCUGUGCCAAGAGUCCAUCCCGGGCCUGCACAUCGACCACGUCGACAUCUCCGGCCUGCCAAUGGCCAACCCGGACCUGGAGACCGACGACGGCGACGGCUUCCCGCCGGACGUCGAGGCGUUCCGCGACAGGGUCCGCGCCGCUGACUGCUUCAUCUUCGCCUCGCCGGAGUACAACUACUCCAUCACCGCCACGCUGAAGAAUGCGCUGGACUGGGGGUCGAGAGGCAAGAAGAGCUGCUGGGCGGACAAGGCGGCGGCGAUCGUGUGCGCGGGAGGCAGCUUCGGCGGGGGCAGGGCGGCGUUCCACCUCCGCCAGAUCGGGGUGUUCCUGGACCUGCACUUCAUCAACAAGCCGGAGCUCCACGUCAAGGCCUACGACGACCCGCCCAAGUUCGACGCCGACGGCAACCUCAUCCACGCCGAGACCAGGGAGCGGCUCAGGCAGGUGCUUCUGUCGCUCCAGGCCUUCGCGCUCAGGCUCCAACCAAAGUAGCCCUCAAGAACUUGGGCACUCACCGCCGGACGUGCGUGCUGAUCAGUCUGCAGUUCUUUGCACAGUAUUCGUGCACCACUGGUUGUGUUCCGAAUUCCGAUAGAAAAACAAAAGUUAUUCUCCAGAGAGUUUCUCUAUGCUUUCAUAAAUCGAAUAUAUCCAUGGCUAUCCGACAUUUCAACUAAGUGCUACCUACCUGCUAUGGAUACGAAUAUGAUGCGCUAAUGGCAUCAUUCCAUCAUUUUCGUUAUCUAUUUUUUCCAACUUCCUUUGGUGCCUUGUGUCUCUCAUUGUUAAACGAGAGACACGUGAUGUUUUGGGUGGAACUGGCACAACCGUGAGCGUGGCCUAUCUCAUUAUAAAAGGGUACCAAUGGGUACGGACAUGUCACAUGUUACAUAUACAGAUGAAGUGGAACUUGAUUA